ACCUAACCUUAAUCUCAUGGGAAAAAACGGUUCGACAAGAGAGCAGUGAGGGCUUAGUAAAUUGUAUUCAUAGUUAAUGUGUGCAGUGGGAAUAACAGCCCGAAAGGAGUAUUAUUCUGUAUUUUAUCCAAAUAAAAAAAAACAAUUUCUCCCUCUUUCUGUUGACAUUCUUGUUUUUUUUCCGAACAUCAAGACUCUCUCUUGGUCCUUCCUGGAGAAACAGCUUUACAAUGACGCCUAAUGACAGAGCAGCCGAACUGCAAGGAGAUUGAUUCUUAAUGUAGCACCACACGCGACACCAGAGCCGGGCGCACCUUCCGCGGUGCCAGCCUCGGGGAAGAUGUGAAGUUUUAAUUAUGCAGACAGAGCGGGGGUGCGGCGCUCCCCCCGCAGCACAAGCUCCGGACGCCGGCAGCUGCGAGCAGGACUUGGGGCGAGCGGCGGCGGGGAGCGGCGGAAAUACCGCCGCCCGCCCGCGGGCACAGCGGCCAUGGCGCGCCCGCGGGCCUGAGCGCUCCGCAGACGGAUUUAUUUAUGUUUCGUCCCCCUCUUCCCUCUUUUCCCCCCCCUUCUUUUCCUACCACAAUUAUAAUUCAUUCCAAUAAUAAGAGGCGGGAGCGCGGAGCGGCGCAGUCCGCAGCGGGCAUGCCCGGCCCCCGGCCCGGGAAGUCCCCGCAGGGGAGCGGGGGCUGCCCGCCCGCCGGCCGCGGGGCUCCUCUGCCGCCCCUCUGUCGCCUGCCCACAGCAUAACCAGCCCCCUUUCCCCCCCCUCCUUCCCUCGCCGUGGCAAAUCUUGGAGCGCAAGAGAUCCGCUGGGCAUAGGGAGGGGAUAUAUAGAUGUAUAUGGGGUUUUUUUUUUCUCUUCUCCCCCACCCCCCCGGUCCUUCCCCCUCUCCAAGACCUGAGGAAAUCCAGCCCAAGUUCGCCGCGAUGACUGUGCUGCUGGCAUCGGGGUUUCUCCGCGGCAUCCCAGCCUCUGGACCGCCUCGCCGCUGCUCGCUUUGAAUCUUGAACACUGGGUUAAAGCUUAAUUCUCAUGUUGUGGUUGCUGGGCUGCUGCUUUCCCGUGUUUUGCAAUGGGAGGUGGAGGAAAAGGGCUUGUCCGUGAGUCAACACUGAAAAUGUGAUUAGGACGAACUGCUUUUACUAAUCUGUUUCUAACCUUUUAGUCCAUGUUGGCCUGUGACCCCUUUCAGCUUUCAGAUCGAGCCUGAUUAGACCACAACACUGGUCUCCCUAUGGAAGCAGCUGUUUCCAUCUGGCAUUGAGAUCCCAUGGAGCAGCUGAGGAGGGGGAUGGCUCUUCGUAUCCAUGAUGCCUGGAUGCUUCUUUUUGUAAUCCCUGCUUUGGUCACCCCAGCUGCCAUCAAUCAUGAAGACUACCCUGCUGAUGAAGGGGACCAGACCUCCAGCAAUGACAAUCUGAUCUUUGAUGACUACCGAGGGAAGGGCUGUGUGGAUGACAGUGGCUUUGUGUACAAACUGGGAGAACGUUUUUUCCCGGGGCAUUCCAACUGUCCCUGUGUCUGUACUGAGGAUGGACCUGUUUGUGAUCAGCCAGAAUGCCCUAAGAUCCACCCAAAGUGUACAAAAGUGGAACACAACGGAUGCUGUCCAGAAUGCAAAGAAGUGAAAAACUUUUGUGAAUAUCAUGGGAAAAAUUACAAAAUCUUGGAGGAAUUUAAGCCCUCGCCAUGCGAAUGGUGUCGCUGCGAGCCCAGCAAUGAAGUUCACUGUGUUGUAGCAGACUGCGCAGUUCCUGAGUGUGUCAACCCAGUCUAUGAACCAGAACAGUGUUGUCCUGUCUGCAAAAAUGGUCCAAACUGCUUUGCAGGAACCACGAUAAUUCCUGCCGGCAUCGAGGUGAAGGUGGACGACUGCAACAUCUGCCACUGCCACAAUGGGGACUGGUGGAAGCCGGCGCAGUGCUCCAAGCGCGAGUGCCAGGGCAAGCAGGCUCUGUAGUGGAAAAUCCCCUGUCAGUGGCACUGCUGGACAAGCAGUCCCCUGAUGAUGAUGGUGACAAUGAUGAUGAUGACAAUGGAACAUCUUUGAUGCUGCACAUGCAUCCGACCUCCCGCCAGCUGGAACAGGGUCACCAGCAAAACCUGCAAGAGUUUCACACAAGCAGAGGUUUUUACUUGUGGGGAAGGGUCUCCCUCUCCCUCCUGUCCUGCUCCUGUCCCGCUUUACACACUAUGUAUCCUUUAUCUAGGUAUCGACUCUGCUUUAGUAAUUAUCAGUGCUUCACAGGGACACGGUGGUCACAUUUGGGGAGGACCGAUGGAAAACAACCCACAUAAGUUCUCAGACUGGUGAUGCCUCCGACUGAGUCACUGCUGUCACUGUCUACAGUGUGGAUCCUGGAGGUUUUCCACAUUUAUUUAUUCAAGGAUUAUUUUGCUAAUGUGAUUUUUUUUUUUAAGAUGCUUCCUAAGCUGUUAUUGUCAGGACAAUACAGCUGUGACUCAAGUGAUGGAUCAUUUUGAUUGUGUCUGUAAUGGGCGCGUGGGGGUGUGUGUGUGUUAAGGACAGGAGGGAAGGGGAAAAAGGGGCUAAGAAGGAACCCUGACUGGAAUGUAACCUGCAGAAAGACCAUGGUGGAUGCACAGGUAUGCCACUGGACACCCAAGACACAAGCUGUAUCUGUGUUACACUUUCUCCACUGAGUGGGGACAAUAAAGUCA
This is a messenger RNA of Pezoporus occidentalis (night parrot), 2686 nucleotides long. RefSeq names its product von Willebrand factor C domain containing 2 like (gene VWC2L). The coding region runs from base 1275 to 1964 and encodes 229 amino acids. Gene Ontology annotation, cellular component: AMPA glutamate receptor complex. The transcript is spliced from 4 exons. The record is from RefSeq and is a predicted model, not a curated record. Gene Ontology annotation, molecular function: protein binding. Lineage: Eukaryota; Metazoa; Chordata; Aves; Psittaciformes; Psittacidae. Gene Ontology annotation, biological process: negative regulation of BMP signaling pathway.